This is a messenger RNA of Nothobranchius furzeri (turquoise killifish), 1060 nucleotides long. It is a transcript of the gene rpl5a, whose product is annotated as ribosomal protein L5a. Gene Ontology annotation, molecular function: 5S rRNA binding; structural constituent of ribosome. Gene Ontology annotation, cellular component: ribosome; cytosolic large ribosomal subunit. NCBI's taxonomy places the organism in Eukaryota, Metazoa, Chordata, Actinopteri, Cyprinodontiformes, Nothobranchiidae. Gene Ontology annotation, biological process: ribosomal large subunit assembly; translation. The record is from RefSeq and is a predicted model, not a curated record.
GGGGCAGUGUCUCACACACACACACACACACACCAGCGGUUUACCGGAUAUCACGAGGGGCGUCAGUCGGGAUUGUUCCACUUCCGCGCUGUAGAGAAACCGAGCUGAUAAUCGUUGGAAAAUGGGCUUCGUUAAGGUGGUGAAGAGCAAGGCCUACUUCAAGAGAUAUGAGGUCAAAUUCAGGAGAAGAAGAGAGGGGAAAACAGACUUCUUUGCCCGCAAACGGCUGGUUGUGCAGGACAAGAACAAGUACAACACACCCAAAUACCGGAUGAUCGUCCGCUUCUCCAACCGGGACAUCUGCUGCCAGAUCGCGUAUGCAAAGAUCGAGGGAGACCACGUAGUGUGUGCCGCUUACUCUCAUGAGCUACCCCAGUAUGGAAUCACUGUGGGCCUCACCAACUACGCUGCAGCCUAUUGCACCGGCCUCCUCCUGGCCCGCAGGCUGCUGCACAAGUUCGGCAUGGAUCAGGUGUAUGAGGGUCAGGUGGAGGUGACGGGAGACGAGUUUAAUGUAGAGAGUGUGGAUGGGCAGCCUGGUGCCUUCACCUGUUACCUAGAUGCAGGACUGGCCAGGACCACCACGGGGAACAAGGUGUUUGGAGCCCUGAAGGGGGCAGUCGAUGGAGGACUGGCCAUCCCUCACAGUCUGAAACGUUUCCCUGGUUACGACGCAGAGAGCAAAGAGUUCAACGCAGACGUGCACCGGAAGCACAUCAUGGGCAUGAAUGUGGCGGACUACAUGUCCUACCUGAUGGAGGAGGACGAGGAGGCCUAUAAGAAACAGUUCUCUCGCUUCAUCAAGAACGGAGUCACGCCAGAAACGGUAGAAGACAUGUACAACAAAGCACACGCCGCCAUCAGAGCCAACCCCGUCCACCAGAGGAAACCUCAGAAAGAUGUCAGAAAGAAGAGGUGGAAUCGGGCCAAGUUGUCUCUGGCACAGAGGAAGGACCGCGUCGCUCAGAAAAAGGCCAGCUUCUUACGAGCACAGGCCCAGGAGGACGGGGACGGUUAGGGACGAAGCCCGCGAGACAAAUAAACACGUUAACAAACUCCA